Messenger RNA from Mesorhabditis spiculigera, 798 nucleotides. NCBI's taxonomy places the organism in Eukaryota, Metazoa, Nematoda, Chromadorea, Rhabditida, Rhabditidae. The record is from the annotation of a GenBank genome assembly.
AUGGAAGGACGAAGGAGUACGAUUCAUCACAAACACGGAGAUCUGGGGCAAAGAUGUUCCGGCCGAGUUUCUUCUGAAGGGCGCCAACCGAGAGGGCCUUCGACAUCUUACCGCAACCCCAGGAGCUUCGCAAGCCAGAAAACCCGUGAGGGCCAGAGUGGCCACCUACUUUCCGUAUCGAUUACGGUCAUGAUGAAGCGGCUAUCAAAGCGGGCAAAGACCCCAGGACAUAUUCCGUUCCCGACCAAGCGCUUCAUUACUGAAGUCAACGCGAAUGGUGUCAAGAUUGUGACUGGAUUGGAAGUAGUCGAGAUCGAGUGGGAAAAGGAUGCGAAGGGUGCUUGGAAAAUGGUGGAAAAGCCUGUGACAACCUGGGUUGAGCCUGUGGACAUGGUCAUCCUCGCCAUGGGCUUCACUUCAGCCCCGAGCAGCCGGCUCCAACUCUACGACUUGAAUGAUGCCAUCUACAAAACGAAUGUGGAGAAGGUAUUUUCCGCCGGUGAUAGCCGCCGCGGUCAAUCCCUUGUCGUCUGGGCCAUCCACGAAGGGCGUCAAGCUCGCUCGACAGGAUGCGGGCGUGCGGUACUAAAAUAUUUAAUGAAGCGAGACGAUAAGGGGAAAGGGCUGGUAGGCCGUAGCACUGCUCAGCCCCGGAUCAGUGCCACACAACGGCUCCUCAAGAAAGAUGUGGUUCCUGGGCGUCGCACUAUUCGUAGCGAGCGCCACGGCCCAAUUCCGGCCGCCAGACUUCCAGGCUUGCGAUGGUGUCCGACUCAACUCGGUCCAAGCAUCGUUCAA